AUGUACCUCGAUAAGCGUACCGAGCUCCAAACAAGCGGUGUCGACAGCAGUAUCGAGGAAGAAAAAGCACCCCUCCUGGGUGCUCUCGUCCACUCGCAACUCGGCGUGGAACAAGAGGCAAGGCUUCAAGGCGGUGAUGAGAAGGUGGCAGGACUGACUAAAAGCGAGAUUAUUGGAAAUAUGUGUGAUGCCGGUCAUGAGACUUCUGGUCAUACACUUGUUUUCGCUGUUGCCUAUCUGGCACUCUACCACCAAUGGCAGGAAGAGGUUUAUCAAGAGAUCAUUUCCGCGUGUGGUGAUGAACAACCUACCUACAAGGAUAUGCACAAGUUGCCUCUUACAUUGGCGGUUUGCCUCGAGUCUCUCCGACUUCGUGAUAUAGUUAGUACGAUCAUGAAGGAAGCCAUCGAUGACGUAUUCGUCCCCUACACCACUUGGGAUGGUGAAGGCAACAUGACCACUCGUACACAUCUUGUCAAGAAAGGGUCUCUCUUCAUCAUAGACUCUUCAGCGACCAGUAUUGACCCUCAUGCUUGGGGAUCAGACAAUAUGGAGUUCAAUCCCCGUCGACAUCUCGGAGAUACGCCACCUUUUGUAUCGUUCUCUCUGGGCGCGCGACAGUAUUUGGGCAAGCGAUUCGCCGAAGUGGAGAUGACCAGUUUCGUCAGUGGUUUGUGCAGGAACUUCAAGGUGUAUCCAGUCAAGUCACACGAGGAGGAAAGUUGGGAAGAGAUGAAGGGUAGGAUGAUUGAUAGUGCCACGGAACAGAUCAGCUUCCAGCCUGGAAAAUUUGCUGUCCGUUUGGAGAGAAGGUGA
Molecule: messenger RNA, 816 nt
Organism: Kwoniella mangroviensis CBS 8507
Lineage: Eukaryota; Fungi; Basidiomycota; Tremellomycetes; Tremellales; Cryptococcaceae
Exons: 3
Coding region: 1-816 (271 amino acids)
Molecular function (GO): oxidoreductase activity, acting on paired donors, with incorporation or reduction of molecular oxygen; iron ion binding; heme binding
Source: RefSeq, a predicted model, not a curated record